Molecule: messenger RNA, 2865 nt
Organism: Exophiala mesophila
Lineage: Eukaryota; Fungi; Ascomycota; Eurotiomycetes; Chaetothyriales; Herpotrichiellaceae
Exons: 1
Coding region: 1-2865 (954 amino acids)
Cellular component (GO): nucleus
Molecular function (GO): ATP binding; RNA binding; RNA helicase activity
Source: RefSeq, a predicted model, not a curated record
AUGCCUCGUCGUCAUGCCUCCCCAGCCCGUUCGGAAAACGAAUUUGACAUCGGUGCCUCCCUCUUCGGCCAAAAUGCAGACUCCGAUGCAGAAACCGCGAACGGCUCCGUGCCGAAUGCUGUUCCCAAUGGCGACCUCGAUAUUAUGGCCGAAUCUGGCUCCGACGAUGAAGCAAUCAUUGCCGCACACCAGGCCGCCUCCAAUCGCAAAAGUUCAAAUCUCAAGGGCCGCACAGUGAAAAAAGGUGGAGCAUUUCAGUCCAUGGGUCUCAAUGCAAACUUACUCAAGGCCAUCACCAAAAAAGGUUUCUCUGUCCCUACUCCCAUCCAGCGAAAGACGAUUCCUCUUCUCCUCAGUGACAAGGACGUUGUGGGAAUGGCCAGAACUGGUUCCGGCAAGACUGCAGCCUUUGUCAUCCCAAUGAUUGAGAAACUCAAGGCACACUCUCAGAAAGUCGGUGCUCGUGCCCUGAUCAUGUCUCCUUCAAGAGAAUUGGCCCUGCAAACCCUGCAAGUCGUCAAGGAUCUCAGCCGGGGAACAGACUUGCGAUCCAUCCUCCUUGUUGGUGGUGACAGCCUUGAAGAACAAUUUGCUUCCAUGUCAACUAACCCCGAUAUCGUCAUCGCUACCCCUGGUCGCUUCCUCCAUCUCAAGGUCGAAAUGGGCCUAGAACUGCACAGCAUCAGAUAUAUUGUCUUCGACGAGGCUGACCGACUCUUCGAAAUGGGUUUUGCUGCUCAGCUGACCGAAAUCCUCCACGCCCUCCCAGCUUCGAGACAGACAUUACUCUUCUCUGCUACUCUUCCCAAAUCUCUAGUAGAAUUUGCUCGCGCUGGUUUGCAAGAUCCCGUCCUGGUCAGACUUGAUGCCGAUAGCAAGAUCUCCCCCGACCUCCAAAGUGCCUUCUUCACUCUCAAAUCCUCGGAGAAAGAAGGUGCUCUUUUGCACAUUCUCCAGGACAUCAUCAAAGUUCCAACACAAUCACAGCUAAUCUCCUCCGCUACGCCGGCUCCCACCGAAGAAUCCAAACCCGGAAAGAAGAGGAAGAGAUCAGAAACGCAAGAACAUGUCUUGCCCAGCUCGAAUCCUUAUUCCACUAUCGUCUUUGCCGCCACAAAGCAUCAUGUCGAAUAUAUAGCCCAAGUUCUCCGACUGUCAGGAUAUGCUGUUUCCUAUGUCUAUGGCUCGCUCGACCAAACAGCUCGAAAAGACCAAGUCCAGGCAUUCCGAUCAGGUAGAAGCAAUAUCCUCGUGGUCACCGAUGUAGCCGCUCGAGGUAUUGAUAUUCCCGUCCUGGCCAACGUCAUCAACUAUGAUUUCCCCUCGCAGCCCAAAAUUUAUAUUCAUCGAGUCGGACGAACUGCCCGCGCGGGCCAAAAAGGUUGGAGUUACAGUCUGGUGCGGGAUUCUGACGCUCCUUACCUCCUCGAUUUACAACUCUUCCUUGGCCGGAAAUUACUAGUUGGCCGACAAACUGACCCUUCAUCCUCGGUCAACUUUGCACAGGAUGUAGUGGUUGGAAGUCUGAGGCGGGAAGAUCUUCAAACCAGUGCUGAGUGGGUGACGCGAUCUCUCGAGGACAGUGUGGAUCUCUCAUCGUUGCGAAGUGUUGCACAAAAGGGUGAGAAACUCUACCUUCGAACUCGCAACCCUGCUUCAUCGGAAAGUGCAAAACGAUCAAAAGCUCUGGUAGCCUCCCAGUCUUGGUCAGAACUACACCCACUGUUUAACAACGAGUCCGACAACCUUGAAGUGGAAAGGGAGAAAAUGUUGGCAAGAGUCGGUGGAUUCCGUCCUCAGGAAUCAAUCUUUGAGAUUGGCGCUAGGAGAGGUGGACGCAAGAAUAACGAGGAAGCCGUUGAUGCAAUCCGUAAAAUUCGAUCUGGCCUCGAAGUUCGCAAGCAAAAAUCAGCCGAACAGUCAGCUGUGCCCGAACCCUUGGACGAUCAAUCCCCCAACGGUGUACAACCCACCGAUGAGCAGAAUUCCACCUUCGAAGACGAAGACGGAGACGAUGCCCUCUCCACCGCCUCAACCACAGACCUUGAGGUGACAUUCACACAACCGUACGCGAAAAAGAACAAAACCACACACGACGCCUCUCCAAGCACCUACCGCGACCCCGAGAACUUCAUGUCCUACCACCCCACAUCCCACAACUUCACCGACGACAAAGCCUACGGCGUACAUUCAGGUAGCAACACAGCAUCCAACUUCACAUCCGCCGCACGGUCCGCAACAAUGGACCUAGGAGGCGACGAAUCCGGAAACAAGAAUUUCGGCGAAGCCAGAUCCAUCAUGCGAUGGGACAAGCGACACAAGAAAUACGUGAGAAGAGAUAACGACGACGACGGAUCACGUGCAAACGACCCAGACCGAAGACUCGUGCGAGGAGAAUCCGGAGCCAAAAUUGCCAGUAGCUUCAAGAGUGGACGGUUCGAAAAGUGGAAAAAAGCGAAUCGAGUCGGCCGGUUACCACGAAUUGGUGAGGCUGAGGCUGGGACUGGUACUGGCACAGGUACGACGAGUGCUGAUGGCGCCAACGGUAAACGAUACCGCCAUAAACAAACCGCCCAACCCAAAGCACCGGAUAAAUUACGCGGUGAUUAUGAAAAGCAGAAAUUAAAGGCGAAUAGUGCCAAAGAACGCCUUGCAGGAACGGAGGGCAAUUCUAAGGAAUUGAGAAGUGUUGAUCACAUGGUGAAAGAGAGGUGGGCGAAAGAUAAGAGACGAGAAAAGAACGCUAGACCUAGUCAUCGAGGAGGGGGGAGUGGUGGUAGUGCAAGAGGGAGAGGUAGUAUGAGUCGUGGUGGUGGUGGUGGUGGAGGGAGGGGAAGGGGAGGAGGUCGUGGGAGAGGGAGGUAA